Pogonomyrmex barbatus (red harvester ant) is the source of this 1432-nucleotide messenger RNA. RefSeq lists its product as uncharacterized. The record is from RefSeq and is a predicted model, not a curated record. NCBI's taxonomy places the organism in Eukaryota, Metazoa, Arthropoda, Insecta, Hymenoptera, Formicidae.
CUCUCUCUCUCUCUUUCUCUCUCCUUUCUUUCUUUUUGCUCUCUUUGUCUCUUUCUCUCUGUCUUACGUUACCCGGCACCGUGGUGAAAUGCGCGUGACCGGUCGCGCCUCGGAACGACGGCGACGACGUGUCUGGCGUCGUUGGUGGUGCACGUUCCCCUGACGAGCACGAGAGACGCGCGACGGCGACUCGGCACAUCCCCCGCAGCUCUCGCUACUAUGAUAAUAACGAGAGGCACGGUGACGGCGGCGGCGGCGACGACGAUCACGACAACAACGACGACGACGACGACGACGAAGGCGGCGGCGGUGGCACGGUGGCCGAUUCCUCUGAAGCGAGAAACGCUCGGUCGAGCUUACCACAACGUCGGUGGCAAACGGCGAUCAACGACGGAUCUAUCUAGCGACGCUGUCUCGGCGAUGUUGUCUCGCGAUUACGGUCGUCGCGCGGAACACGGGAACAACAGCAGCAGCAGCAGCAGCAGCAGCAACAACAGCAACACCAUCGAAUCGCAGUGGAUCAGCGACAGUUGCACAGCAAUCGUAUCAGUGCUGCAGUACUACUAUUAUUGCCAGCGUAUCGUUAUCAUUAGCAUCGUAGCCUCGUUGCUCGCGUACGACGACGUCCACGAGAACAAUUCGACAACGGCACGAGACCCGGGGCAGCAGCGGGACGACGCAGCAACGGACGUGGACAGCGGUGAGGUAGCGAGCAUUCGAGGCGAUCUUCGUCCUCUCAACCGUCGGGACGGACUACUACUACGUUGUUGCGCGUGACCAAGAGCCUCGCUAUCACUAGUCGCUGGAAUCGCGUGGAUAAGCGCGACGGUGCUAGGUAUACAGAGAGUGCGAUAUGACGAUUAACGUGGCGGCGUGCGAACGAUAAUCCGCGGGCGGGCUUCUCGCGAAUCUCUACGCGAAUAACGACCGAUUGCGAGUCAAUCGGUCCGUUAAUAACGCGUACGACAGUCAUCCUCCGCGCCGAUCGAUCGUCAUCGCGCGCCGGUAUACCAGAGGGAAAACAGUAUUACAGGAGAGCACAUAGAAACUCGUGUCACGUACGGUCAUCGGCCAGUGUACACACCGGGCGGGAGAGGGUGGGAGGGAGUGGACCAGGGUAGGAGCGACGAGGAGGGAAACGGAGAAGGAGCCAGGUAUCGCCGUCGAUCCCAGAUAAGCCGUGUAUCGCGAUAAGGUACGGAUGGACGCUUCGCCGUGGUCGCGGCGGCCAACCUGUGACUGACUGUAAACAGGAUUUCUACUGGGAAGAAGAGGAAAAAAAGAAGAAGAAGAAGAAGAAGAAGAUAAAGAAGACAAAUUCGUAUUCGGAGCGCUCGUUGAUUUUAUCGCGAGCUUUCGCUUCAGCGUGUACGUCGCGAUCAUACACGCGUAUUUCACACACACACACACACACACACACACACACACACAC